UCCCCCCACCAACCAACCAAUCCACCCAUCCGCCCCUGUUCUCUCCUCUUUUACUUUUCUUCUAUUUUUCGCCUUUUCCAUUUCACAUAUCUUUAUCUCACUCUUCUAUCCUUUCGAACCCAUGUUAGCAUGAACGUCGCAGAGUUUCCAGUCUCCACUCUGCUUAGCAUGGUUGCCAACUUGCUCGAAUCCCUCGUCAAAGCAAACGAUCUACUUGUGCCAGACAACAGCAAGACCAUCAAUAUCACCGUAUUUCAUUCCAGAGCCGUCCCCAACAUCAAAAUCAACGCCUACCUUUCAAGAGUAUUACAGUAUACACCCUUCAACAACGAAGUCCUGCUCAGCAUCUUGGUCUAUUUUGACAGGAUCUCAAAGCUAAGGCCAGGCAAGUUUAUCGUCAACUCGCUGAACGUCCAUCGACUGCUUAUUGCCAGUGUCGUUGUAGCUUCCAAAUUCACUUCAGAUGUCUUUUAUACGAACGCACGCUACGCCAAGGUCGGCGGAUUACCACUGCUGGAGCUAAACAAGCUCGAGAUGGAGUUUCUUUUUCUAUGCAACUUCAAUCUGCACGUACGCCUGGAAGCCAUGCAAGAAUAUGGCGAUCAGCUACUGGCCCUCAGUCUGUGCCAGAAACAACAGCAAAAACUGGGCCUGGCGCUAGAUCCAAUGCCGACAGCAACAGUAGCAGCAGCGACAGCAGCAGCAAGUCGUAAACGAAAAAGGACAAUAACAACAGCAUCCUCUUCAGAGAACAGCAUCAGCAUCUUCAGUAAUUACAAUACAGCUUCUACUACUUCUACUACUAUCACUACUUCUACAGCAUGCAUCAAACAAAACAGCAAUAUCAACAUUAACAACAGUAGCAACAAUCAUCGUCAUCGUCAUCAUCCUCACUUGUCAUAUCAUCAACAUCAAACUCAUGUACAUCUUCCACUCACACCUCCAACACCCCCAUAUACCACUACAUCGCCAAGAAAUAUUAAGCGGCGUCGUUGAUCGAGUAACACUAAUCUGUACACUUAAAAAGAAAAGCUGGGAACUUUUUUGCCGUUUGGGUUUCACACACUUUAAAUGCUUUUUACUCCCUUCUUGCAUGCCACUUUCGUAACAUCUUCCAAAGAAAAGGAAAAGAGCAAUGCCUUCCUUCUUUAAUCAGUUACUCGCUCCAUUCAAUCGUCGAAGGCGCAAAGUCACCACCAAAGCCGUUGAUCAUAACAACAGCGACAACCACAAUAACGCAAGUCGUUCAACCCCACUUUCUCCUCCUCAACCUGAGACGGCUCCAGUACUAGUAUACACAACAGCGCAGCAGCAGCGACAGCAAGAACAAGCAACUGUUGUCUUUUCAGAUCAACCAAGGACCAGCAUUACGAGUAGUAGCAGUGU
This is a messenger RNA of Zychaea mexicana, 1386 nucleotides long. RefSeq names its product cyclin-domain-containing protein. Gene Ontology annotation, biological process: regulation of cyclin-dependent protein serine/threonine kinase activity. Bases 130 to 996 code for a protein of 288 amino acids. The record is from RefSeq and is a predicted model, not a curated record. Gene Ontology annotation, cellular component: cyclin-dependent protein kinase holoenzyme complex; nucleus. Gene Ontology annotation, molecular function: cyclin-dependent protein serine/threonine kinase regulator activity; protein kinase binding. NCBI's taxonomy places the organism in Eukaryota, Fungi, Mucoromycota, Mucoromycetes, Mucorales, Lichtheimiaceae. The transcript has 3 exons.